AUGUUUGCAACUAAGGCUGUGCGAUACUUCCCGUCGGCUGUGCGUGCGGAAGCCACCCAAUUCUUGCGUACGAAACGCUCGACAAAUAUAGCGGGUCUUGAGAUUCACCCCGACCCGUUGCCGGAGCUCGAGUCGACCUAUACCCAGACCCUGCGAGUGCUCAAGACCAUGCCUGAGUCUGCUGUGUUUCGGCAAUCAUCUGAGGCAGUUACUCAGCAGCGUCUCGACAUUGUGAAAGCGGCCAUGAGCGAGACUUCCAGGAAGAAUGCUUAUGCGUCAGAGGCAGCGAUCGACCAAGUGGUUGCGCAGCUGGACUCGGGUCUAAUCGAGGAAAUCGUCGAUCAGGCGCAAGAUGAAUUGCACUUAGCUGCUAAGAUGAUCGAUUGGAAGCCGUACGUAUAUCUCAUUGAAUCUAACGUGUCGCCGCAGCUAUGA
Molecule: messenger RNA, 435 nt
Organism: Malassezia globosa CBS 7966
Lineage: Eukaryota; Fungi; Basidiomycota; Malasseziomycetes; Malasseziales; Malasseziaceae
Exons: 1
Coding region: 1-435 (144 amino acids)
Biological process (GO): respiratory electron transport chain
Source: RefSeq, a predicted model, not a curated record